Molecule: messenger RNA, 1011 nt
Organism: Entamoeba nuttalli P19
Lineage: Eukaryota; Evosea; Mastigamoebida; Endamoebidae
Exons: 3
Coding region: 1-1011 (336 amino acids)
Biological process (GO): mRNA stabilization
Molecular function (GO): poly(A) RNA polymerase activity; RNA binding
Source: RefSeq, a predicted model, not a curated record
AUGAUGGAAAGAAGGGAAAGUAAUGAAGAUGAUUUUGAAUCUAUUGUCAAGCUAGACCGGAUAUCAUUUAUUCAAGAAUUAAUGGAAAUGGAAUUGACGAUAUCACCUAAUGUAGUAACAGAUAGUUACAAAUCAAUAACAACAACAUUAGAGUCAUUUCUAAAGUUAUUACUGGAAAUGUUUAAGAAAUUUGAAAUUGAACUAACUAAUGUUCAAUUAAUUGGAAGUACUGUAAGAACAAUUUUAUUUGGAGAUCUUGAUAAUAAUGAUACUUUUGAUAUUGACUUAGCAAUUAAAAUUAAAUGUGAUAGGUUUGAUGAUGUUCUUCGAGCUGAAGAGGCAACUUUACUUGACUUGUGUAAACAACAAAAAAUUAACGCAUCAUCACAGGAAGUUCCACUUUAUUUUCUUAAUAAAGCACUCGUCUCAGAACCCUUUCCAUGGGCAUUGAUUAGUGUUGGUUCACUUGAUUGUGUUGUUGAUAUUAAAGUAUCACCAUUUGAUGCUCUUUGUGAUUUCUCAGUAAAUUCAUUACGAAUUGAAUUAAAACAGGUUAUUGAACAAUCAUUAGAAUCAACUGCAAUUAUUCCCAUUACAUCAUCAUAUAGUGUUCCUUUGGUUGUCAAUGAUAUUCAAAAUAAAGUUCUUCAUUGGAAAGAUAAUACAAUAAGAAGAAUUGGAUUACGAUAUGUUCUGAUGAAAGUAAAGGGGUUUAAUUUAGAAAAUUCAAAAGAUGUAAUUUUAUUUGGUGAAAACAUCUUAAAUGAAUUUUUUGAUAAACCUUCUGAAUAUUUUCAGACGGAAUUAUUCAAAUUCAUUCAGCGUCAUUUCUUCAAGAACCAAUUCGAUUUCACAUCAAUUUACAAAUUCUUAAAUAUUUUAAACGAAACAAUUAUCGCUGUAAAAAAUCCUUCUCUUCUUUCUUCAGAAGUUGAUAAAAUAAAGAAGAUGUUAGAGAUUUUUGAGAAAACUGGAAGGAGGAGUAAAAGAGAAAGAUAUUUUGAAGAAUAA